CCGAUCGCUCCCGAUCUCUCCCUCUUGCCUCUCUUUCUGAUAUCCCGACUGCGAGACCGCCUUCCUCUUCCAUAUUUGGAGCGGAAAACCUUUCUCUUCCUCUCAAUUUACCCAUCCUCUUCAAUUUUCUUUACGGCGGGAAAGAUGUCGGGGAAAGGCGCCAAAGGUCUGAUCACGGGCAAAGGUUCCGCCAGUAACAAAGACAAGGACAAGAAGAAACCCGUCUCUCGCUCUUCUCGUGCCGGCCUCCAGUUUCCAGUGGGUCGGAUCCACCGACUUCUCAAGUCACGGACUACAGCGCAUGGCAGAGUAGGAGCCACUGCUGCUGUUUAUUCUGCUGCCAUCCUGGAAUAUUUGACUGCAGAGGUGUUAGAGUUGGCUGGAAAUGCAAGCAAGGAUCUCAAGGUGAAACGCAUCACUCCCAGACACUUGCAGCUUGCCAUCCGUGGUGAUGAGGAGCUUGAUACGCUGAUCAAAGGAACCAUAGCUGGUGGUGGUGUGAUCCCUCACAUCCACAAGUCUCUAAUUAAUAAGUCUUCCAAGGAGUAGAUCCCAUAUGAUUUUAUACAGAACUCUCUGCAACGUCUCCAUCCAAAAUUUAUCUCCCCACUGAAAUUGUGGACUCUGUAGUUCCUGCUAUGAACGUGGAAUCAUGCAGUUAUGUAUUUUAUUUGUCACCAGCGAUGCCUUAUUUCUUUGCUAGGUACUGGACUUAGUUUCCUCUCUUUGUGGAUGAUGACGCCUAUUAACAAUCCUGGUUUGGCUUAGAAGCCGUAGUUACGCCUGGUUGAUGUAAAUGACUGGCUUUAGGAUGUCAGAUGUAUUAAUUAUUAGAUUGGAUGCUGCUUUAAUAUAAUGAAAUCAUUUCG
This is a messenger RNA of Rubroshorea leprosula, 869 nucleotides long. The record is from the annotation of a GenBank genome assembly. Lineage: Eukaryota; Viridiplantae; Streptophyta; Magnoliopsida; Malvales; Dipterocarpaceae.